Homalodisca vitripennis (glassy-winged sharpshooter) is the source of this 4349-nucleotide messenger RNA. RefSeq names its product gamma-aminobutyric acid receptor subunit alpha-6-like. Gene Ontology annotation, cellular component: synapse; neuron projection; membrane. NCBI's taxonomy places the organism in Eukaryota, Metazoa, Arthropoda, Insecta, Hemiptera, Cicadellidae. Gene Ontology annotation, biological process: regulation of membrane potential; signal transduction; monoatomic ion transmembrane transport. Bases 59 to 1756 code for a protein of 565 amino acids. The transcript is spliced from 12 exons. Gene Ontology annotation, molecular function: neurotransmitter receptor activity; GABA-A receptor activity; extracellular ligand-gated monoatomic ion channel activity. The record is from RefSeq and is a predicted model, not a curated record.
CCGCUACUCGCCCGCCUAGCCACAUCCCCGCCCACGUCACCCGUAUAUACACGGUCAGAUGAGGCCACUUCUACUGCUGCUGACGUGGUACUGGUUGGGGAAUAACGCCUUAUCCAGUUUUGAUCCUUCGCGGCUGGUAAUACAACACGUGUACCAGGAUAACGAUUCCAGGAGAGCGGUCUGGACAAACGGUCGCCUCCAGUCCCUCCUCUGGAAUCCCCGAGAGUCCUUCCAAGGAGGGACGGUGCGGCGGACACAUAGACACACAGAAAGCACUGAAAACACCUCGUCCAGAAACGUCUCGCUGGUCUUCUCCAGGAAUAUAUCGCUGGUCCUGGAGAAUCUCCUCAAGAACUACGAACGCUCCGAACUGCCCAACCACGGUAAAGGAGAGCCGACAGUUGUGAAGACUAACAUCCUAAUUCGCAGCAUGGGGCCUGUCUCGGAACUUGACAUGGACUACUCUAUGGACUGCUACUUCCGGCAGUCGUGGCGUGACUCCAGACUCAGCUACAUCGGUCCCAUCCAGGCCUUGAGUCUGAGCAUCAAAAUGUUGGAGCGCAUCUGGCGGCCAGACACGUACUUCUACAAUGGUAAACAGUCCUACGUGCACACCAUCACUGUGCCUAACAAGCUACUGAGGAUUACCCAACACGGCGACAUCCUCUACUCCAUGAGGCUAACAAUAAAAGCAAAGUGCCCCAUGGAUCUACAUAGAUUCCCAAUGGAUCGUCAAAGCUGUCCUCUCAUCCUUGGAAGUUACGCGUACCCGGCCCACCAAUUGCAGUACCAGUGGCAGUCUGCGGUCGCUGUCAGUUUCGAGCCCGGUAUGACGCUGUCUCAGUUCGAUCUCAUGAGUAGCCCACAGAGAAACUUCACGUUUCGUCGAAGAGAAGGAGAGUUCUCUUUGCUGCAAGUAAACUUUAACCUGCAGCGAAGCACAGGAUAUUUCCUGAUCCAGGUGUACGUGCCGUGUAUUCUGAUAGUGGUGCUGUCCUGGGUAUCCUUCUGGAUACACCGAGAGGCUACCAGUGACCGCGUGGGACUUUGUAUCACCACGGUGCUGACGCUAUCAACUAUCAGCCUGGACAGCCGGACAGACCUGCCAAAGGUCCGCUACGCUACGGCACUCGACUGGUUCCUCCUCAUGUCCUUCUUCUACUGCAUCGCCACCCUAUUGGAGUUCGCAGGCGUCCACUACUUCACCAAGGUAGGGAGUGGGGAGAUCCCUGUGGACGAAGAGGAGUGGGAGGAUGUGGGGGUAGAAGAGAUGGUGGGGAUGGUGGGGAUGAGCCGAGCACCUAGUGACACCGAGAGUCUCUCUUUCAGGGCAGCUCGCCGUCGAAGCUCUCUAAUCUGUCCUAUAUACAACGACCCGGCGAUAGGGAUGACGGGAGGGAUGACCGCUUCACCCAAGCGACUGUCUCUGUCCACCCUCGGAGCUCGUGUACACACAGGUCGUAACACCGUUGAGCGCCAGACCCAGACAGAGGUUAGGGUGCCGCGAUGGAAGCAGCUCUUCUACUGUCUCGUGGGCAACGAGGACUACAGGAAGCAGCGUCAGCGAGAGGCCGCCCGAGAUAUCAAUCUGGCCACAGGAGUAAGCAAGCACAUCAACAGCGUGUCGUACAUCGACCAGGCGGCAAGAGUCCUUUUUCCUGCCUCCUUCGCCGCUCUCAACUUCGCCUACUGGAUGUUGUACGGUGCCUAUCCAGAGGAGUUUGGCUGGAAGGAUCCACCUUCUGUCAGUCAUUAAGUUCAUGUGCUUCUGAAAUGUUGCCACUCACGUUACACCAAAGAUAAUAUGACUAAAGACGCCAGUACAGUAGAGUAUACAGGUGGUGAGCUUUUAUCGAUGGAUGUAUUAGACAGGGGGUAACCUUGUGGUCAACAAAAAUGGAAUGUACUGCUAACAAUUAUUAGCUACAAUAAAAAAAAUUAAAAAUAAAGCCAGAUUCAAGGAUUUUUUUAUUUAAUCUUAAUAUUGGCUUUACAUACCACAAUUCGUCUCACGGUUCAGACAAUCUGACACGAUUGGACACCAUGACCAAUCAUUGUAUUUGGAAGCUUUCUUGGAAAGUAGAAUAGAAGCACCUUUCGUCACAUAAGUUAAUUAAAUUAAUUCUUUACCCCUCUACAUCCAGUCUGUUUGGUGUAUCUUUUGAUUUGAGAUACCACGAAUCAAAAGUUCACUAUGUGUCUUCGACAAUAGAUAAAUUAAGUGAAUUCGCCAAAAAGUCCAUAGCUCUGCCAUCAAGUGGAUAUUAACAAAUCAUCAAAAUUCGUGAAUCCAAUCCCAGCUCACUAGUGCGCCAAGUGAUGUUUUGGUCAAUGUUAGAACAGUGGACGAAAGAGAGCAAAUAGAAUGACUAAGUAAAACGUUGACGCUAACUCUGAGCAGCACAAUGAACGGUGUAUUGGUUAGGGCAGACACAUUACCACGGUAUGGAUUAUUCAUAGUAAUCCAGUCGUCAUGAAAUUACAGCUAACCAAUGUUUCACUACUAUUAAUAACAUAUAUGUUAACCAGAACUAGCAAAGUAUGGAGGAGUCAAACCGCUCAGAUCGAUCUGAAAGAGCUAGUGUUCAGCAAGGCUAGAGCUAACUGACGGUGAUGUGUUGUUGACUAAGUGUUGUGUUGGCUGAAAAAUUUGUCCUGUUGACUGGAAGUGUUGCUAUGUGAACUGGAAGUCUCAAUCAUAUUCUUAGAUGGGAUUAUUCGAAAUAUUUUUGUUACUUAUUCAAAGAAUAAUAUUGCAUGAGUUACUCAUAGAAAGUAUGAAGAAAAGAUAAUCAAAUAGUUGGUCUUAAAAAGAUGGAGUUUAUUCUACUAGAAGAAGUGCGAGAGCUCGAUUUGGAAUAUUGAAAAGAAUGCCUAUCAUAUGAGCGAAAAACUAUGGCUUAUCAGUGCUAUUCGAUCACAUGACCACCUGAGGCUAACCAAGUCAAACCCAUUUUUUGAUGUUUGUAAAAUAUGUUAAAUUUAUAGCUCUUUAAGAUAAGAUAAGGUCCCUAAAUAGAAAAGAAGUAGGUACAUUUUUUAUCACACUUAGAUAAAAACUGCUGAAGAUCAAACUGUGAAAUUCUUAUAGUAUGUACAUAUGUUUUUACAGCUUAAGGGUUGCUUUUUGUUCAUUAAUGACCAGAAAAAAUAUAUUUUUUAUUAAAUAUAAUUCUUAAACUCGAAGUAUUUAAUCUUUUACCUAGCGAAAUAAAAGUUUUUAUAAAUAAAAAACCUGCCAAUUUAUUUACUGUACACAUUUAUAAUUUAUAUCAUAAUCCGUUUGUAUUUGGAUCUGAUUACAAAAUUGCUUAAAUUUUCUGCUUGAAAUAUCUGUAAUUUUGCGUGGAAUUAUUAAAUAUUUGUUUCUACCUGUUCUGUAUUUAGGGAAGUUGUCUUCAAAGGCUAUGAAUAAAACAUACAAAAUAGUUCCCAAAUCCAAUAUUGACUGCAUCACCAGUUAGUAACUUGGCAUUAGUAGUAGCGUCAUCUGAUCGGCUUUAAUCGCGCAUGCGCACACUUUCCCGGUUAUUGCGCACUCCAAUACCAGCUUCAACGCAAAUCCCUCCUUCUCUACUGGUAUUUGGGAUUUUUCUUUUACGUUCCAUCGAAUGUUCUGAGUAGUAAACACAUUGGAUACAAUACUUAUUCGAAGAACAAAACUGCACUAAAUAACUGCCAAGAGAAACAGUUUUAUUGAAGAAAAAUAAAAGUUUAAUAAAAAAUAAAACAAAUGAAAGUUUAAACAUUUCAGAUCAAUUAUUUCCGACCUAUGUUUUGAAACUUUUAUUUUUAAUGCGAUAAUAUAUUCUGUUUGAAUUUACUGUAAGUAGCUCUUUAUCAAACAGCAAUGCAUAAUGUAACAACUAGUAGAAACAUGACUAAAAGAUUGUACAGUGAGGGAAUUCUAUUUGCUAAAAUCAUGUAUAUUUAAGUAAAAAUAUAACAAUAGUUCAUAAUACUGCUGUCGUAUUUUGCAGUGUUCGCUUUUACCUGCAUAGACCUGCGAUUUGUUGUUUGGAUGAGCUUAAAGUAGAAAAUGUUUAUACAAGAGGAAUCUUUGAUGUUAUAUUGUAUUGUUCCAGUGUAAUAAAUAGUUUAGCUGUUACUGUUGUCGUAUGUGUUGAGAUUAUAAAGACUGUUAGUCUAUAAUAUGAAUAGCUUUGUUACAUAUGUUUUAAUACUUAUUUAGAAUACGUUGAGAACAUUGAAUUCUUUGCACUACGAGUUAUACAAUUUAAUUCUAAGGUACAAUUGCAAUAAUAUGACUUGUAAUCGUUAAUUCUGUGUAUUUUUUACAAGUUAUCAUCAACUUUGCUAGUUGUAUGCAAUAAAUUAAACAAAUUUCA